AACACCAUCUGCCUAUCGCCCUUUGGACGAGGGGAAAAGCAGAAGAAAGUCACAGCGGCGCACCUGGAGGAGAGGCCGCCUCGGAACCAGCCGCCGGGAGAGGUCCAGAAAAAGACCAUCCUGAACAUGGAAAAAGCCGGCAAAGAGCCCGAGGAGCAGCCACAGAGCUCGCCCCAGGCGGGUGAAGAGCGGCCUUCUGUGGAGCCGUCUCCCGAAAAGUCGUCCCCGGAGGAGCAGUCUUCGGAGGAGGUGUCCUCGGAGGAGGAGUUCUUUCCCGACGAACUCCUUCCUGAGCUUCUUCCCGAGAUGCUCGAGUCCGAGGAGCGCCCUCCCCAGGAGCGCCUGUCGAGGAAGGACCUUUUUGAGGCGCGGCCCCCCAUGGAGCAGCCUCCUUGCGGAGUGGGCAAGCACAAACUAGAAGAGGGGAGCUUUAAGGAAAGGCUGGCCCGCUCCCGCCCGCAGUUUAGAGGGGACAUACACGGCAGGAAUUUAAGCAACGAGGAGAUGAUAAAGGUAGCAGAGGAGAUGGAAGAGAUGAAGCGAGUACGGAACAAACUGAUGAUCAUGCAUUGGAAGGCCAGGCGGAACCGUCCUUAUCCUAUUUAAUGUGUUCCGCUUGGAAUUUUGUUUCGCCGGAUGUAUUAUCACUUGAACUUGGCUUUUUCUUACAUACCUUACAACGUCUUCCUAAUCUGGACUUUUUGUGUGGCUAUGAGGUAUUUCUCUAGUAACUGGCAUAAAAUUGCGUCUCACCCCCAUCUGCAAGACGUCCUCUUUCAAUCAUGUCUUCUCCAUUUGCAUGGAAAGAUGCACAGCAUAUAUUGUGGAGUGGAGAAAAGCAAUUUUCAAAAAGUAUAUGUAGUAUCCCAUUUUUGUAAAAAGUGUAUAUUUGUAUAUUAAUAUGCAAAGAAAAAACUCAGUAUAUACUGCAGAGAUUUAACAGUGAUUGUCUGUGUGGUAGGAUAACAGGUGAUUUGCUUUGUUUUUCAUUUUCGCUUCAUCUGAAUUUCUCAUUUUCUCAAGAUGAACACAUUUUACAUGUUACCAAAAAAAGACAAUACAAUGGGAAAAAUUGUAAAGCAAUGAAAAAAUUUGUCAAUCAGCUUAUAAAGAAAAUGUGGCACUUAAUAAAUACUUUGCAGAACUUUAAAAAAGAAAA
This is a messenger RNA of Capra hircus (goat), 1159 nucleotides long. RefSeq names its product transcription elongation factor A like 1 (gene TCEAL1). The record is from RefSeq and is a predicted model, not a curated record. NCBI's taxonomy places the organism in Eukaryota, Metazoa, Chordata, Mammalia, Artiodactyla, Bovidae. The transcript has 3 exons. The coding region runs from base 127 to 606 and encodes 159 amino acids.